UGACAGUGCUAAAUGAAUGGUGACUGGCACUGAUUCUGAUUAGUGCUGACUUUACUAUGUUACUCCUGUUCUCUAUAGUUAUUAAAAAUAAUACAAUCUAGUAUACACUUUACCUUUCGUAAUAUUUUCAUUGAAUAUUAUUUUAAAAUAAUUAGAAUAUGUUUAUUGGGCUUACUAAGUAGAUUUCUAUGGCUUGUGAUGUAUCGUGAUCUGUUUAUUUUAACAAUUAUUCUACAAAUAUUGGUCGCUGUAUAAGAUGUAACCAAAUUUUCACAAAUUCCACGUCGAGACAUGGGUUCCAGAUUAAGAGACACGGUUCGCUUCCUUUUUGAACUGUAUUGUGAAGUGUCACCUGGUGAUCAAGUGAGGGAGCCAUAUAUUAUUAGAAAAUAUCCUGAGUCAUACAAAAAUGAAGAAGAGUUAAAGAAUCUACCAAAAUUUACAUUCCCAUGUCAAAUUGAAGAACCAUUUGUACAACUUUAUUCGUUUGUAUUAACAUCAAUGGAUUCCAAAUAUACAUUUUGUUUUUGUCGAUAUGAUCCGAAGGCGAAAGCAGCGUUGGUCCUGUUAUCCCAUUUACCAUGGCAUGAUAUAUUUUAUAAGUUACUGAAUUGUAUAGCCAAUUUACUGAAUAGUCCUGAACGAGGGGAAUUGACAUACUUUUUAGAGUCAUGUCGCUCCCGGCCCCCCAUGCCUGGUCAUACGCUCAAAGUUACAUAUAAUGCUGGCCACAGUGUAUUCACGUGCCAAAGCCCAGACGCCAAACUACCCAGCAUUCCAGAAAAUAAUAAUUUAACAGAAUAUUUUAGCGCCCUGGACCCAAAAAGUAUGAUUGGGUUGUGGGCAGCUUUGCUCAAUGAACGUCGUGUGGCUAUCGUGGCAUCAAAACCGUCCCGGUUGUCGGCUUGCGUCCAAGCGGCCAACGCUACAUUGUUUCCCAUGUCUUGGCAACACAUAUUCAUACCAAUACUACCAAAACAUCUUGUUGAUUACUUAUUGGCGCCUAUGCCUUUUCUUAUUGGAGUUCCUAAAUCCGUUAUGGAGUCUGUGAGAAUGUCUGAAAUAGGAGAUGUUGUCAUAGUAGAUGUAGAUACAAAUGAGCUUAGAACGCCCUUCCAUGAUGUAGAAAGUCUUCCUCCAGAAUUGGUAACGAGCUUAAAAAAAGCUUUAAGUGACAAAAAUGCGCUGGGCGAUGCGGUCUCGAGGGCAUUCUUACGUGCGCUUGUAUGUCUUAUAGGUGGCUAUCGUGAUGCUAUCAAAAUUGAAAAUGGCCAGUUGAUUACCUUCAAUGCAGAGGCUUUUGUGAGAACUAGAAAAAACAUGCAACACUUUCUUAGAAAAAUACUCCAAUCUCAAAUAUUUCAGCAGUUUAUUGAUGAAAGACUGGGUCUACUUAAUUCAGGACGAGGUUUCAGUGAUGAGUUUGAGAUUGAAUGUAAUCAUUAUGCUGACAAGUUGAAUACGGGCAGUGGGCAGAGGCUAAAACAACAAUACCGGGACUGGGCUAAGACGGUCAAGAAAGAAGGUGGUGCUUUUUUCAAAACUGUCAAAGAUAAGGCGAACCCAGCAGUACAAUCGGCUGUGAAAACGGUCCGGCAAGGUGGUAAAAAUAUGAAAUCGGCUGUGAAAGGUUUAAAAAGUAAAAUACCCAAAACUGGAUCGCGGCCGUCCUCAAUAAAUACAACAGACGAUAGCAGGUUUUCAUGUGGUUCAGCAACGCCAGUGUCCUCUGACUCAUCUGACUCAUCGCCGUCACAUGAUCCUCCGCCGCGGGAGCCGCCGCCGCCCCUUCCACUCGAUCUUCUCACUGAAAUGGAGUUCCUCUUCGACAACAAGAACGCACAACGACGGGAUAGUUUCCCAAACAGCUCGCACAAUUCAGAAAUAAGCCUGCCCGAUAAGGCGAAAACACUGUCACCAUGCCUCCCACCCCGGUUACCGGAACGUCCCCACCCCCCACUCCGUUACCCAAUAAUUUCCACGAGGAAACUUAUCGAUUUGUCUGAUGCGCCGGUACCGCCGCCGCGGGCCAUCCCGCCACCGAAUCACAGCUCCAAUUUUGUGAGAAACAUUACAAAAAAUACAGUGAAACCGGAAACGGACUUUCACACAAGCGCUAUACGGUUCACGGAAGGCAAAGAUAAGGCUAAGCUAAAACUGACCAUGUCAUCGAAUCAGAGAAAGGUGUCGCAACCGAACCCGCUGCCGUGCAACGGCAACGCGCGCAAUGCUACGGCGCCCUCUGUAGACAGUAGGCAGAGUCAGGACAAUAGGUUAGCGGGGGCUCUAACCCAACCGGCAGUCAACGCCACUCCGAAAUGGAAAGCUCAAGAGCCGUGUGGCUCUGUAACUGAUCUCAUAAAAUUGGAUGAUUCGCCAACGUGUCUAGAAGAUUUCGAUCCUCUCAAGUGUCGCGAUAAGAAUGUUGAACAAAUCAAGUCGUCUACGGACAGUGCGCUAUUGCAUGAGUAUGGACUAGACUUUAGUCAAUUCGCCUUCGAGUUUCCAGCCAGUUCGAGUACUAGUGCCCGGUCCGACACGGGUAGUGCCCUACCUAAGGGUUGGACUACAUUCAAUUAAUGACAACACGCGUUCUCACGUUCUCUCUACUUAUUGUAAAAAAAUCUAUUUGUAUAGUUCGCGCAUUUUACAUAUAUUUUAUAUAACGCUUUAUAAUUUAGUUAGAGUGUGGUUAUUUAUUCAAUGUAGCGGUUAUAAUAAGUUACGCUGUUAUUAUAUAAUUAAAGUUUUGUAUAUAGUGUUACAUAUCAAUGAAUGUAUAUUGUCACUAAAAUUUAAUCAUCGACGAUAUUUGUAUAUGUGUUGUAGGAUAAAAUAAGUGGUAAGACAUUGUUGUAUAUGAAAUGAAUCAGUAUAAAUCACCAGGCCAAUCCUUGGAGCUAAAAUGAGUCGUUCUCUAUUUAUUUGUUUUAUUUUGAAAUUAAAUUUCUAUUCGUUAUGUGAACAAGACCAAAAAGUUUUUAGUAACGAAUUAUUUAUUUUAGACGUUUAUUUAUUUUUUUAUUAUUCAUACUCAUGAAUUUCGUAAUAUAUGAAGUUGGCGGCAAACAAUUUGAGCAAAAUCAUAGACAAUGAAGCUAGUCUAGUAAACACGCGCGUAUAAUUACUACGUAUUCUUAGUGCGGUAUAGAGCAGUGCAGGUGUCAGUUGACAAGUUUCACUAUAAAAGAACUGUACCUAAUGAGUUAUUGGAGUCUAAAGACAAUAUAAUAAUCACAGGGCCGUAGUUAGACCCUUGUUUAAAGUAGGGCAAAAGAACUUUUUGGUAGAACAAAAGCCAUAAUUAAGUGAUUUGGAAAAAGAGAAUCUGUCUAAUCUUGAGGCGUUUCAUUUUAUGGUAGGGCAUUAGGCCUUAUAAGGUAGGGGAUUUCCCCCUAAUGUGUCUCCCCCUUGCUACGGCCAUAAAUAAUCAUAAAUUAUACUUUGAUAUUUUCUCAUUACGUAAUGUUGAGGUCGUGUAUUACGUUUUAGUAAUAUUUUUCUAUAGUCGAGUAACAUGUCACACUCAGCUUACGAUAAUGCCUAGAGCAUUAUCUAUCGGUAACGUGGCAUAAAAAUUCUGUUUGUUUUCCAAUGUGUUAAAUGUAUUUUGAAGAGUAUUUAUUUGAUGAAUAUACGUAAUUUUGUUUUCGUCUUUUAAGUAGAUUUAGGAAUUAUAUUUACUUUCACGACUGCGUUGUCAUAAUAUAAAGAUGAUCUAACAUCACUAAAAAAAUUAUAGGAAAUAUUUUUUUUUUAUUGGACUAUGAGUUAAGAUUUAAAUUAAUAUAAUAGGGUUCACCAAAAUAUCUUAAAAAAUAUGCAAUAAUGGUUCUGAAAUGAAAUUUUUAUGUGUUAAAACUAAAAUAUAUUGGUAUCCAUUCAGCUGUUCAAUUAUAAAUUGAAUGGUAUGACUAGUGUUUUGGGUCCUAUAUUUUAUUUGCCUCACACUGAGGUAUAAAAACGAGAUAUAUUAAAAAUUAUAAAAUUUUAGUUCUUAGGAUUAGCCUAAAGUGAAAUGAAUCAUUUAUGUAAUACAAAUAGACAUAAUGAUUCAAUUAUUUCUAGUUCUUCCUAUAAUAAUAUAUGUUUGUUUAUGUUUUUUUUUUUAAUUUUUACAAAUUCGACAUAUGAAAUUAAAUAUUAUUUUUCUUAUUUGUCAUUUUUAAUAAGUAAAUCAUUUUGACAAAUAUAGAAAUGUUAUAAAAAUAUGAAAAUUAUAUCUUAAUAAUUGUUGGGCGAUCGGAAAAAAUUCAAGACGGGCAAGAAGUGAAGUGAAUUGCCAAAUGUCUAAUUUUAAAUGUUUAACUUUGGCGUGUCUUUUUAGACAUUAAAAUGAUAAUGUGAAAAUCUGUUUAUUCUAGUAACUUGUUCAUUUUAUGUAUACUGAGAUAGCAUGAUUGUUUAUUAAAAUUGACAAGUAAGGAAAACGUCAGAGUAGGUACUCGCAUUACCUAUUUGGGCUUCGGUAAUUGCCUAUAUAAUACGAAAAGUAAAAAUUGAAUAUACUAUUUAGACGUUAAGAUAUUUCAAAGAUAGCUCAACUAUUUUUUAACCCCGUAUUCAUGUCUUUAAAAGUACAAUUAGCUAUUUAUAAUAAAUCAAAUUAUUUUGUUUACAUUUUACUCAAUAUCCAAAUGUUUUAUGUUAAUAAUAAUAAUAAUAUAUAUGUAUGAUAUAAACUACAUUUUCCACAUGGUGCUGUGAGGGGCCUAAGUAUGAUCUCACCAAAGUUUCCCCGAGUUCAUUUAUUUUAAAAUUUACAUACUACUAAGUAUUAUUUAAAAUAAGUAAUUUUUCAUACUUGGCGUAUUUAUUAAGUAAUAUGGCGUAUCUGGUUUAAAUGAAUCACUUAAUAGACAAAAAAAAAGAAGAUAUAUACGUACAUUAAACAUUUAAUAGACAAAAAAGAUAUAUACGUACUUGACAAUACAUAAUCGAUACACGGGGAUCCUUAAAGUAGCAAUAUCUUCAGGGUCGGCAAUGUGCACGUAAUAUCCUUGAUAUUGCAAGCGUUCAUAGACUAUGGUAAUUGUUUAUCAUCUGGUUGGAUGUAUGCUCAUUACUAGCUCAACUUAUUUAUUUUUUAAUAUAUAAUAAUAUUUCUUUAUGUACUGUUGUUUCGAUAAGUAAUAUAUCAAGUUUGGUUUCCAAGUAUACCAUAGUAUAAGAAAAAAGUUAUACAGGAGUAGUUGUAAAGGUAUAUCAAUCCUAAACUUUUAAAGACUCGCCGGAUUUCCCUAUGAAAAAUGCAAUUGUUACAUCUUAUAAACAGCAUUUCCUUUUUAUUUAUUAGCAGUAUUAUAUUUUCACACUUAGGUGCGUAUAAAUAAGGUAUUGAAUGUUUAAACAUUCAGUCUCAAUAUGGAAAUAUCACACGCCAACCAACAGUAAGCGGAUUGUUUUUGGGAGGUUUAAUGCCACUUCAUGCUCUAUCUAAAUACAUAUGAUCUAGAUUCAUAAAACACAUUUCUCACCUAAAUAGAAUGACGAUCAGUUGAGCAAUUUAUAUGAAACCAUUGAUCCGGCAGACAUUAUUUUACCCUCUAUGACCACCUAUCUAUUCAUCUAUCUAUCUAUCUAUCACUAGCUAUCCUAUUUCAAGUCGAAACAAAUAAUACAUAUUUACAAAUUUACAUUACAAUUGUUUACGCAUUUGGGGAUUAGCGUGAACGAAUAUUAUGAUAUUUUUAUGUGUGAAGAUAUCGAAAAAAGAACAUAAUUGUAGUUGUGCGUUUGUCCGCGUGAAUAAAUAAUAAUAUGUUAAUCUAUAUAUCAGAUUCCUCUCUUCAUGAUUUUUACGAUUGAGACUGUAUGCGACUGUAUGCGGUACGAAUUGUUACCUCUAUUUAUCAUUUUGAUAUGUAAAUGACUCGGAUGGAACUUGUGAGAUGUUCAAUGGUCAAGCGAUGAAGUAUAUUUUAAAAUUAAUAUAUUGUAGAAGCUACAUAAUAACAUAAUGGUGUCAUAGCAACUGUGUAUACAAUUCGACAAGUGCAUUUCACUCGGUUACUGUGUGCCUAAUACACUUUGUUCAAGUAUUGCAUAAUAAAUUGGAAAUAUAAAACGACUAUUAAGCGCGAAUGUCCUCUAACACGCAUUAAAUUUUACAGAAAAAAAUAUGAAUUUAUUCCAAAAAUGUUUUAGUAUCCAAUUUUAAUAUAUGGAUGUAAAAUUUCUUUCUCUAUAUAACAGAAAACAGUUAAGUUUAAAAAGAAAAUUACAGAUACUCGCUUAUGACAGAUGCUAGUUAGUGGGUAUUGGUGGUUAAUUAUCAAAAAGCUAACAAUGAAAUAUAAAUUAAUACUGGUGAUUUUAUUUGGAAGCUUCAAAUAAAUAACUGUGACGAUUUGUGCAAGUACGUAGAUAGUUUCUGUAAAUGUAAAGCCAUAUACGAUGUUAACAAUAUGAUGCAAUAUUUCAGUAAUGGACUUGAAAUAAGUCUGAUGUUCGGUACGAUUUUAUCAAUUGGACGAUGAAAAUAAAAUAAUUACAUAUUGUAAUGCAUAUUCAUUUUAUGAUAUUGAACCUACAAUUUGAAAUAUUCUAAAAAAAAUAAGUAACAUCGUAAUAUUAAUUACUUACUCCAGAUAUAUUAAAUUUUUACAGCAAUAUUUAAAAAAUACUAAACUAUAGCUCAGACAAAUCUAAUUUGCAUUGAGUUUAUAAGAUAAAAAAAAUUUUGAUAUAAUUUAUUAUGUUCUUCUUAUUGAUCAAUUAAAACGUACUGAAGUAAAGUCUUUAUUAAAUAAUAAAGUGAUUAAUUCGUUUAGCUCAAGAUAAUCCAGAAGCCUAUUGCUUUAGGGCUAUUAUCACAGGUAUAAUUAGAUACUGGCGAGAUCAAAUACAUUUUUGUAUAACUAUAUAUUUAUAUAUAUUAUCAUUCAACAUCCAUAUUACAUCCUAAAGCGGUAUGUUACACUAUCAUAUAUGUAGAAUCGUAUCUAUUUUUUUCUUACUAAGUUUGUGAUAUCUUUUAGAAUCUGUUGAGAUCAUGUUUUUGUUGAGUCAGUAUUUAGAAUUUUAAAAUAUACUAUUGCUUUCCUAAUAUUUGAUGGUGUAAUAUACCACUUAUAUGUCUAUAAUUAAUAAUUGUGUCUAUUUGAGUUAGUAGUCCCCCUAGAUAAGGUACAGACGAAUCUAUCUAUAGAAUCGUUUCAGUUAGCGCUCACAUGAGAAGGAAAAGGCAGCGCACGUCGCCAUCUCAUUCUAUCUAAUGGACUCGCUAGCGAUAACUUUUCUGUGAAUAGAUUGGUUUGUACUUGGUCUGGGGAAGGGGAGGUCAGACAGAGAGAGAGGUAUAGACAGAGUAACACUCUAUCGCGUGCUUUGAUAAUUUACCGUGGCGUGUUACAGCUCAGGACUUUUUUUAUCACAUUAUUAUAAAAAAGUAUUAUAUAUGUACUACGAAUUAUAUUUUUGUUCGUAGAUGCAUUUGCAUAUAAGCGUGCCGUAUUGUGGCUACGGUCAUUUAUGAAAGGACUCGUUAACGAUGUUGUUCGUUAAUAGAGAAGCGCAAAACGUAUGGAACUUUGAAUUUAUAACCAUUAAUACUAUUUACAUAAUAACUGUAAAUAACUUACAUUUUGCACUUCCCUAUAGUAGAAUAUUUUGUCUGUAGGCCCAGAGCUAUGGUGCAUACGCUAUUAUUCUAACCCUGCUAUUUUUUUAUUAGAAAUUAUAUAUGACUAUUAAAUAAAAUAUAUAUAAUAUAAUGCAUGGUAAUCAGUUUAUCUAAAGUAUAUAUUAUUAUAUAUUGUAUGUGCUACCGUCACGAUGAAGCUAUUAAUAAGAUUGCGUUGUAUCGCUUCGUGAUAUUGGGACUUUGUAGUCAAUUUACGCGACCGAUAUGUACCUGAGGAAAAUGAAGAAAUUGCAUUAUGACA
Molecule: messenger RNA, 7886 nt
Organism: Galleria mellonella (greater wax moth)
Lineage: Eukaryota; Metazoa; Arthropoda; Insecta; Lepidoptera; Pyralidae
Product: DENN domain-containing protein 1A
Exons: 14
Coding region: 292-2580 (762 amino acids)
Biological process (GO): endocytosis; endocytic recycling
Cellular component (GO): intracellular membrane-bounded organelle; cytosol
Molecular function (GO): phosphatidylinositol phosphate binding; guanyl-nucleotide exchange factor activity
Source: RefSeq, a predicted model, not a curated record